Molecule: messenger RNA, 2297 nt
Organism: Pseudonaja textilis
Lineage: Eukaryota; Metazoa; Chordata; Lepidosauria; Squamata; Elapidae
Gene: TBX6
Product: T-box transcription factor 6
Biological process (GO): cell fate specification; positive regulation of DNA-templated transcription; regulation of transcription by RNA polymerase II
Cellular component (GO): nucleus; chromatin
Molecular function (GO): RNA polymerase II cis-regulatory region sequence-specific DNA binding; DNA-binding transcription factor activity, RNA polymerase II-specific
Source: RefSeq, a predicted model, not a curated record
CAAAUUGGAAGGUUUCUUCCCAGGUUUGGACCCCCCUGGCCGCCUCCUGCCCCCAACCCCUGGCCUCCCUUAUGGGACAUCUCAGACACUCCCAACAGGUCCCCCAACAACUGCACAGCUACCCCCUGGAGUACGGAUGAGCCUGGAGAACAGUGAGCUCUGGAAGCGGUUCAGUGGCAUUGGCACCGAGAUGAUAAUCACCAAAGCAGGCAGGAGGAUGUUUCCACAGCUAAAAGUUUCAGUCACAGGCUUGGAUCCUGAAGCUAAGUACCUACUGCUGGUGGAUGUCGUUCCUGUAGGAGGUUCCCGCUACAAGUGGCAUGGCAAAAAGUGGGAAGCCAGUGGCAAGGCAGAAUUACCACCUCCAGACCGGGUUUAUAUCCAUCCUGACUCACCUGCAUCAGGUGCCCACUGGAUGCGCCAACCUGUAUCUUUCCAUCGGCUGAAGCUCACCAACAAUACCCUGGAUCCUCAUGGACAUUUGAUCGUUCAUUCCAUGCACCGUUACCAGCCCAGAGUACAUGUGGUGGGAGCUGGAGGGCGCCGCGGAGCAGGCAGUGGCUGUGCUUCCUUCACCUUUCCUGAGACACAGUUUCUGACUGUCACAGCCUACCAGAACCCACAGAUCACUCAGAUGAAGAUAGAAAGCAAUCCCUUUGCAAAGGGCUUCCGUGAGAAUGGUAUGAACAGCAAAAGGGAGCGUGAGGCCAGAAUCAAAAGGAAGAUGAAGAUUAAUGAAUGCGAAGCAAACCAGGGUGAAAGUGAGAGCAAGAAAGGCCCUUGUGACUCCACACUGACAGAAGAGGGGCCUCUGGAGCAACAGCCACCCCCUGCACUUCCACAGCCUUCCUGUUCCUUCUACCCCACCACAGGAAUUAAUCUCAAUGGGGCCGAGGCUUAUGUACAACAUCCAGCUGCUUUUCAUGGUUUAAGGGGGCCAUCAUCACCUUAUGAGAGCCCCAGCCAAGAAAUAGCAGCUCCUCCAUCUUCUCCCCCUACCAAACCUCCUCCUGAGCAAACGGAUUUCAGAGCAAUGCUCCCAGCAAGCUGGCCCAGUUUGGAUAUGGUUCCUUUCCUUGCAAGUGCAGAACCAGCGGAAGCUUCCUCGUUCUCUCCUUUCAAGUUCAGUUUUGCACCCUACCCGCCUCCACCUCGUGUCUAUGGACCUCCAUCUGGCUACCCUGGCUCACAGCCACCGAUGCUUUAACCCCUGCACAACCUGGAUACCUGCAUUUUUAUUUCUUUCUGCUUGCAAAAUUUCAUGUUUUCCUCUUCCAUUUAAGAAAGUAGAAUUUGAUUAUAUCCUCAUAGUUUAUAUAAUUAAAUCCCAAAAGGCUGCAAAGGACUGUACAUUUUUUUUCCCCAUAGUGAAUAUAAGGAAGUUGUGAUGCACGCAUGCAAACUUUCUUUUUUCAGUUAUUUCCGAACAGAAAAUUUCUAUUCAAUAGAAGUGGUAGCUGACUAAGUGGUAGCUAUGCUUCAGCUAUCCCUUUUAGAACAUCUUACAAUGACAGAUUAAUGAACAUGUUUUACAUAUGUCUGCACAUGUCAUCUUAGCAUUGAUAUUGGAGCAGUGAUACAUGUGGUAUGGCAACAGCAUAAGAACUAGCAACUUGCUUAGGGUUUUUCUUUUAAUAUUUAUUUUUAUUGGAUGUUAACAAAAUCCCAUAGCUGGCAGAACUCAUUUGCCUUGAUGAGAGGAUGCGAAUUCUCUUAUUUUCAUCUGCAACCAUAGUAAUGUAUUAAAAUCAUCUUCCUUUCUCUGCCAUUACCAAAUUAGUUAGGAAAUUAACUAUCAUAAGAAAAGACAUAUUUGCAGGUAUUUCUGUAGCACUCGUUCAGAAAUGUGGCAAUACAAAUACACAAUGUACAAGAUACUCGAUUUUUCUUAAUUUUAUUAUAAUUUUUUAUCUAAAAGUUGUAAAUAGGAAAAACAAAAUAAAAUUAGAGCAAGAGACAGAUCAUGGGAGAUGGCAGGAAAUUCCCCCUUCUAACUCUAAAUAGAUACCUGGACUGCACAUUCCUUCACAGGAAUAAGGUAAAGAAGGGAAGCAGAAGAUGUCAGCCUGGGGAAUUACAGGGGUGGCUACCUCAUCCCCACAGGGGCAGAAGAUUAGAAGGAGAAAAGAGAAAACAUGUCCCAUUGGUCAAAUUCAUUAGCAUGAUGUGGUCCCAAUCUCCACAGUCACGGAGAAGGAGAAGAAAGUAAGAGAACCAGAUCUGCCAACAAAAGAUUUAAUAAAUCCAUUCACCAAAGCUGAAUGGAUUCCAGAGGGCAUCUGGAGCCCCCAGUGACC